CCCGCGCCUCGUAAAACAGCUCUUAGAUCUGAACAGUUCGAGCAGAACAUCAACAGGCGAGGCAAAGCCUCUCAGGGAAAGAAGAAGGACAAGUAUCCAGUUGGUCCAUGGGUUCUGGGACUGUUCCUAUUCGUGGUCGUGGGAUCUGCGGUGUUCCAAAUUAUAGCAGCAGCUCAGCGUGGCGGCUUUUUCUAA
Messenger RNA from Perkinsus marinus ATCC 50983, 195 nucleotides. RefSeq names its product stress associated endoplasmic reticulum protein, putative. Gene Ontology annotation, cellular component: endoplasmic reticulum. Lineage: Eukaryota; Perkinsozoa; Perkinsida; Perkinsidae. The transcript has 2 exons. The annotation marks the transcript as partial. Gene Ontology annotation, biological process: endoplasmic reticulum unfolded protein response. The record is from RefSeq and is a predicted model, not a curated record.